Molecule: messenger RNA, 748 nt
Organism: Musa acuminata subsp. malaccensis (wild Malaysian banana)
Lineage: Eukaryota; Viridiplantae; Streptophyta; Magnoliopsida; Zingiberales; Musaceae
Product: ubiquitin-conjugating enzyme E2 28
Biological process (GO): ubiquitin-dependent protein catabolic process; protein polyubiquitination
Cellular component (GO): nucleus
Source: RefSeq, a predicted model, not a curated record
GCCUGCCAUGCCUCUCUCUUCUCGUUCUCUUGUUUGCCCAACUGCGUUGAGAGGGACGACUCGGAGAGCGGCGGAGGAGAGGAAUCCGAGAAUCUGCUGCCACAGUAUUGCUUGACGGGGGAUUUGGCGGGAUCAGGACGAGGUCUUCGGCCAUGGCUUCCAAGCGGAUUCUCAAGGAGCUCAAGGAUCUCCAGAAGGACCCUCCCACGUCAUGUAGCGCAGGUCCAGUGGCUGAAGAUAUGUUUCAUUGGCAAGCAACGAUAAUGGGCCCACCUGACAGUCCAUAUGCAGGGGGAGUCUUUCUAGUUACCAUACACUUCCCUCCAGAUUAUCCAUUCAAACCACCUAAGGUUGCUUUUAGGACUAAGGUUUUCCAUCCAAACAUCAAUAGCAAUGGAAGCAUUUGUCUUGACAUCUUGAAGGAGCAGUGGAGUCCAGCAUUAACCAUUUCCAAGGUGCUGCUGUCAAUCUGCUCCCUGUUGACGGAUCCAAACCCAGACGACCCAUUGGUUCCGGAAAUCGCCCAUAUGUACAAGAACGACAGGGCCAAGUAUGAGAACUCUGCAAGGAGCUGGACCCAGAAGCAUGCAAUGGGCUAAACUGUUAAUCUUGCAAUGAGGUUGUGUUUUGUUGUUUGCAAGAGUGAAGUAACCCACGAAUCUGUCUGUCUUUUAACCUACCCAAAUACGAAGUGGAUAUUGUUUUCAUUCUUAUUUAUAUCUGAACUACAAAACUCUCUUCCUUAGCU